GUUCUUGUCCUCACUUCUCAAAACUGGCCAGCAAUACCGUGACUUUCACCAACAGGUCAGGCAUUAACCUGUUGAGCAUCUCCUCAUACACGAGAAAUUCGACAAUCAGCAAGUCUAGGCCACCUCCGCCUUCUCAGCCCCGUCCGGCAGACGACUUAUUGGCGAUAUGGUGACACCACACAUGCCGGCAACCAUGUCAGCGAUGUCAGCGACCCCAAACAGCACGGCGCAAGCCACCAUCGACUCCGUCCUUCACGACAUCCAGGCAGGCGAAGAUACCUUUACCACCCCGAGCCACGAGGAUAUCGAGAAGCGGAGACUCUCGCGCAGGGCAAUGGCUAGGGUAGCCCUAGUCAAGGAGCACGAGCGCCUUCUUCGAAAGGCUUUGGAAAAGGACUUUGCUCUAAUCGACAAGGAGUACGAUCGGGAGAUGGCUAUCGUCACGGCGGCAAGAGCGAGGUUCCUCGACCAGGCAACCCGUACCAAGCAGGAUCUCGAGGACAUGAAGAAGAGCAGAGGCUUCGGGCUCGCGUUAUUAUGCUCUCUUAGCCUUCCAGGAAAGGUGGAGAAAGAUGGCGAGCAAGAAACCAUUGAAGCAGGGCACGUCAUGGAUAGAUGUACCCUGACUGCUGAUGGGCCAGGCUCGGAUGAGAAGCAUCAGUGGCAUGAAACUCCCACCAACAACUAUCCCGAGCUGCUUGAGCACCCCAGGAAGGAUGGGGAUGAGGAUGAUGAGGUAUUGUCAGAUUCGCAGCCUGUUCGGUCAGCUGCUCACCCGCGUAAGUGCACAAGCCACAUUUAA
Microdochium trichocladiopsis is the source of this 802-nucleotide messenger RNA. RefSeq lists its product as uncharacterized. The record is from RefSeq and is a predicted model, not a curated record. Lineage: Eukaryota; Fungi; Ascomycota; Sordariomycetes; Xylariales; Microdochiaceae. The coding region runs from base 167 to 802 and encodes 211 amino acids. The transcript has a single exon.